AUGGCUCUCGACAACCCUGCUACAGUAUCUGGCUCCGGCUCAGACAACGACGAAGACAAGCAGAGCGGUGCAAACAACUCGAGCACGAUGGCAACUGAUGAUGACUUCAAGGUCGAUCUUCUCAAGGCUAUCAAAGACGUCAAGGUCGUGGGCAAGUUUACAUUCGAUCAAGAAAUUGAUAUUCCUGAGGAUUUCAGCAUCUCUGUUCGAGGUGUUGGCGAUAUCAAACUUCCACUCAAGAAGGCGCAAGCAGUCAGGAUCAUCACUCAGGCACGACAAGCGCCCUUUGGAAAAGGAAGUGAUACUAUCGUCGACACUUCGGUCCGAAAGACCUGGGAGCUCGAUCCUGAGCAGUUCACUAUUGGCGGAGACGAAUGGUCCGAUUACCUCAAGGAACUGUGUGAACUUGUCGCUCAUAAGAUGGGCAUCAAGACGCCUGUCCACGCCGAUCUCUACAAGAUGCUUCUCUAUGAGAAGGGUGCCAUGUUCAAGGCACACACCGACACGGAGAAAAUCCCCGACAUAUUUGGGACCCUUGUCGUCAGUUUGCCAUCGAAACAUAAGGGUGGGGAGGUCGUUCUGGGGCACUGCGGCGAGGAGGUUAUCUACGAAUCUUCCAAGAGCCAAGCUUCUUGUGCUGCUUGGUACUCGGAUGUUCACCACGAGGUUCUUCCCGUCGCGUCAGGCUAUCGCUGGGUCCUUACCUACAACCUCGCCAUCGGCCAAUCCUCGCCGCGCACAUUUGAUGCCUUCUCGGAAGCCAAACUGCGGCCCCUCAGUGAAUGUGUCAAAGGAUGGCUCGCGCAGGAGCAAAAGGAUCGCAAAACUCCAUAUGCAUGCCACGUCCUAGAUCACGAGUAUACUCAAGCCAACAUUUCCCAAAAAUCGCUGAAAGGAGCAGACAUGACCCGGUUCAUGGCUCUCCAACAAGCAUUGGAGGGAUGCCCGGUUACGAUUUAUCUUGCACUGCUUGAGAGAGAGGAGAUUGGGAUGGUGGACUUUGCAGAGCCAGAGAUGCAGGCUUUCUAUCCCUUGUCCUUAGCCUUGUCCAGGACCAUUGACACCUACCCAGACCCAUUCAAAGGUUACCACCCUUCAUUAUACUCAGUCGAUGAGACCGUUUGUCGGCUCAAGACUCUUAGAGACUUGCAAGGUGAGACCGUUACAGAUGAACUGGUCGUCACGGAGAAUUGCAUUCUUGAUCCAAGUGCCUUCAAGGGUGUGAAGUCUGAGAAGGCGUAUGAAUUCAGUGGCAACUCGGGUACAACAGCAACGCAUUGGUAUCUUCGAGGCACCAUCGUUAUUGUCCCUCACGACUCGGUUGCUGGCUUGCUUAGCCAGUUCGACGACAGAUUUUGUUAUUCGUCUCCAGAGAUGCAGAUCAAGUAUAUUGUGCACUUGUGCUCUCAGCCAGAUGUGCAAGACCACCUUAUCAGCACAAUGGCUGGACUUGUUGAGAAUGUAAUGCCCAAGCUGGAAACUAACCCUGACUUGAUGAAGGAUAAAUCCGUCUUGUCAAAGGUCGUCAAAAUUGCCCUACAGCAUAAACGUUACCAGAUUGUUGAGGAUAUUCUGGCCAAAUUCUACAAGAUGUUACCAUCUGAUUUUUUUAUCUGGUUAAGACAAUGGGUGAUCGAACCCGAUGAUGAUGACAAGACCUUGGACAAUUUCAACAAGCUCAAGAAAGGACUCUCGCUUGCUAUGGCUUCACAGGAUGGGUUGCCACACAAGCACAAGAUCGUAUCUCACUUUGUUCCCCUCCCUAGUGUCUUGCCCACUGACGCUCUUCCAACUCCUGGGCCAAUUUUGGAGUGGACCCGUCAAACUCUGCAGAAUUUGUUGGAUGGAGAUGGCCCUACUGAAGUGACUGCAGAUGACGCGUUACCUGUGGUCGACUCUGCGCUGUACUUCGAGAGCAAGAUUGCUUUCCUGAAAGAGUUUGUCGUGCCUCUGUUCGAGAAGUUUCCUCUGGCCCCUGGCUUCCGUUUCAUGACCUUGGCACGAGUGAUGGCUCUGAUUGAAGAGGACAAACUUCCUCGGCAAGAGGGCAUGGAUCUCUAUCGAACUAUGGCAGGCUCCUUGAUCGAAUCUCAGGACUUUGCUUCGCUACAACAUCCAACAACAAUCCAUGAGCAGUCAGAAAAGAGGAAACUUCCGCCUUGGUUGACUUCCAAGAUGUGGGCUCAGCGUUGGCUGGGGAAUGCAGUCACGGACAAUGACAUGAGAGACUUCUUCUCGGGACUUCUGAAGGCCAGCACAAAGUCAGGCAAUGUUUCAGGCCAAUUCAUGUCCAAAAUCACCAGGCAGCUUGGCAGAUUCUCUGAGGCCAGUUUCCAGUUGACGUGGCUUCCUUUUCUACGUUCCACCAUUCCCCUUCUCGAAGAUGAAAGCAUUUCCUUGAGCACAUCAACCUACAAGAAGUUUUUCUCAGCUGUCACUCGGGGUAUUCUUGAUAACUUUCUUGGACCGGAGCCUCGGGAGCCUUGGACCUGGGCCCUCGCAGGCGUUCCCUGCGACUGCAGCGACUGCGAGCGUGUCAGCGCCUUUCUCCGCCACCACACGAAGAUGUCUGAAGAGUACCCGAUGAACAAGCCUCGGCGUACCCAUGUCCAGCAGGUACUUGAGAAAGCAGGUGUGGGUUGUAGCAUUCAAACCCGCCGUGACACGAGCCCCUAUCCACUCGUGGUCACCAAGGCCUCUCGGCCUCAGGGAGUGAAGUUGGAAGCAUGGAAGAAACGAAGAGAUCAGGUCCUCGAGGAGUUUGAUCAGAUUCAACCACAUCAUCUCAAGAAACUUCUCGGUAAGGAGUAUGAGACAAUUGAGCAACUCCGCACCGGUCAGAAGGAUCCGGAAAACCUGUCUCAAGGACCUCAGACAGGAGAGAAGCGUGGAAUCGACGAGUGA
Fusarium fujikuroi IMI 58289 is the source of this 2904-nucleotide messenger RNA. RefSeq lists its product as uncharacterized. The transcript is spliced from 6 exons. NCBI's taxonomy places the organism in Eukaryota, Fungi, Ascomycota, Sordariomycetes, Hypocreales, Nectriaceae. The record is from RefSeq and is a predicted model, not a curated record. The coding region runs from base 1 to 2904 and encodes 967 amino acids.